CAUUUUAUUCAUUCAUUCAAAUAUUCCUUUGCUUUUUGUAUUCCAAAAUCAUGUCGGAUAAAAUAAAUUACUUUGCCCAAUCAAUCGAUUCCUUUAAGGAAACAUCCCUCCCAUCAGAGCCCUCAGAGCCUGAUGAACUAAUAAAAAUUACCUACGAUAUGGUCUUCAAUCUGAAGUGCGAUACAAGUGCCGAAGAUGGAGAGCACGCUGAGGAGGUGGACUCCCUCGGGGAGAUCGCCAAGUGGACCACACGCUCGACAAUAACCGAAAAGCAGGAGAUGCAAAAGAAGAGCAAAGAAAAGCUGGGGCACUCUCCCCACUUGAUGAUCAUCUUUGAGGACGGGGACUGGAACAGUGCCAUGCAUUUCCUCAUCGAAUCGAUCAGGAAUCCAUUCAAACCGAAUGCCGUGUCCACGGUCUUUGUGGAGCAGCACAUUCGUGCGGACAUCUUGGAGCACCUUCGGCCGGAGUUGCAGCCCUUGAACAAAGAGCCACCCGUUACCGUGAGACCUAGUUAUGUGAAUUCCCUGAAGGUGGUCAAUGAGAUGCAGAUGGAGUUCGUUCCCAAAAUAGAUGUGAUCGAUCCAUCGGGUAAUACCCCCGUUUUGCUCACCGACUGUAAUGCCAAUGAGUUGGGCGUGUAUUCCGAUGGUGUCAUCAUGCUGCAUACCUUUAAAAAGACCGAGAACAUCAUCGAUAUAUGCACCAGGGACCCGACACCUUUUGGCUCUGUUUCCAUCUGGAACGAGGGUAUGGAUCGCGCCUUCGAUAUUGUGGCUGCCAUCAAUUCUCCCCAUUUCUAUUUCAAUUGCACAAAUGUGGACUUGUCGCCGAUCGACAAGUACUUCCAGGCCGAAGAGAAUUAUGCCCUAAUCGAUAAUGGUUUCCACUUUGAAGCCCUGAAGAUCUACGAACAGUUCAAGACCAUUGUCUUCCCCUUGGUCCAUCAUAUAGCCCCGAAACCGGAGGCCAAUGUCGAAGUGGUGGAGCCAUCACCCAUCUCCUUUUUGGACAGCUAAAAGGCUUCCUCAUUCAUAAUCGAUUUUUGUUGCCCAAAAUAUAAAUUCCAAUAAAAAUUUUCAAGUUA
This is a messenger RNA of Drosophila pseudoobscura, 1087 nucleotides long. RefSeq lists its product as uncharacterized. The coding region runs from base 51 to 1019 and encodes 322 amino acids. The transcript has a single exon. The record is from RefSeq and is a predicted model, not a curated record. Gene Ontology annotation, molecular function: oxidoreductase activity. Lineage: Eukaryota; Metazoa; Arthropoda; Insecta; Diptera; Drosophilidae.